Molecule: messenger RNA, 1212 nt
Organism: Echinops telfairi (small Madagascar hedgehog)
Lineage: Eukaryota; Metazoa; Chordata; Mammalia; Afrosoricida; Tenrecidae
Product: calreticulin-like
Exons: 9
Coding region: 1-1212 (403 amino acids)
Biological process (GO): protein folding
Cellular component (GO): endoplasmic reticulum; endoplasmic reticulum membrane
Molecular function (GO): calcium ion binding
Source: RefSeq, a predicted model, not a curated record
AUGGAUGAUGGAUGGAAAAACAGAUGGGUGAAAUCUAAACAUGGUCCUGAUUAUGGUAAAUUUCGGCUCUCUGCAGGAAAAUUUUAUGGUGACAAAGAAAAAGAUAAAGGUCUCCAGACCAGUGAAGAUGGCAAGUUCUACGCCCUCUCUACCAGGUUUAAGCCAUUCAGCAAUACAAAUGAGACCUUGGUGAUUCAGUUUUCAGUAAAACAUGAACAAGGCAUCGAUUGUGGUGGUGGAUAUGUGAAACUGUUCCCUGACACCCUGAACCAAGAGGCUAUGCAUUCAGAGUCCAAGUAUUAUAUCAUGUUUGGCCCUGACAUCUGCGGCUUCCGCAACAACAAGGUGCAGGUCAUCUUUCAUUAUCAAGGGAAAUACCAUGAGAACAACAAAACCAUCAAGUGCCCGAUUAAUAAAGACACUCACCUAUAUACUCUGAUUAUUCGCCCCAAUGCUACUUAUGAGGUCAAAAUCGAUAACCAGCAAGUGGCAGCUGGGGGGCUGGAAGAAGACUGGGCUUUCUUGCCCCCCAGGAAGAUAAAGGACCCCUACGCCCGGAAACCAAGGAAAUGGGAUGAACGACUACAAAUAGAGGAUCCAGAAGACAAGAAACCAAAGGACUGGGAGGACUCGGAGUACAUCCCAGACCCAGCAGCUGAGAAGCCAGAUGAUUGGAAUGAGGCGAUGGAUGGGGAGUGGGAAGGGCCCCUGAUACCAAAUCCGAAGUAUCAGGGACAAUGGAAGCCUCGGAUCAUUGACAAUCCUAAUUACCAAGGGGAGUGGAUUCAUCCUGAAAUAGACAACCCCAAAUAUAAGCCUGACCCCACCAUUUGUCACUACUAUAACAUCAGUGUUCUCGGGCUGGACCUUUGGCAGGUAAAAUCUGGCAGCAUCUUUGACAAUUUUCUUCUUACGAAUGAUGAAGAGUUUGCUGAAGAGGUUGGAAACAAAACCUGGGGAAUAAGAAAAGACAUAGAGAAGCAAUGGAGAGAACUGUUUGAAGAAAUGGAAAAAAGAAAACAGGAAGAAGAGGCUCAUAAAAAAAAGGAAGAGGAGGAGGAGGAGGAGGAGGACAUCUGGGGCAUUGAGGGGGGAAGUGAAGAGGACGGUGCAGAAGAGCCGGGAAAUGGCAGGCAGACGAAGGAAGAUGAUGCUGAGAGAGCAUUUCGGGUUAAAAAUGAAGUUCAUGUUGACCAGAAGGAUGAACUGUAA